Cladophialophora immunda is the source of this 2588-nucleotide messenger RNA. RefSeq lists its product as uncharacterized. Gene Ontology annotation, molecular function: cyclin-dependent protein serine/threonine kinase regulator activity. Gene Ontology annotation, biological process: regulation of transcription by RNA polymerase II. The record is from RefSeq and is a predicted model, not a curated record. The coding region runs from base 24 to 851 and encodes 275 amino acids. Gene Ontology annotation, cellular component: nucleus. NCBI's taxonomy places the organism in Eukaryota, Fungi, Ascomycota, Eurotiomycetes, Chaetothyriales, Herpotrichiellaceae. The transcript has a single exon.
GUGAUCUUCUCAAACUGCGCCACAUGGCGCCGAUACCUGCGCUGGAGCACGUCUCCAACGCCUUGGUCACUUCAUCACAGCUGCUCAAGCUCAAAAACGUCGAGGACGACGAAAGUCUGACCGUGUGGUUCGCCCAUUUCCAGUUGACCUCCGCCGCUGGGAUCCUCCUCCGCCUGAUGCAGGAAGUCACUGCCCAUGCCAUUGUGCUGCUUCAGCGGUUCUUGGUGUCUUCUACCCCAGACAACCGUCGAAACUUCAGUCCCAAGAACUACUCCGCCGCUGCCAUCUACCUUGCCGCAAAACUAUCCGCGACACCGGUCUCGCCUCGAUCAGUCAUUAACGUCUACGCCUACCUCACGUCCGAAGCCUCGCCGCUGAGAUUUAUCAACCCGGCUGGGGCCCCCACGGAUGUCAAACCUCAGAGUUAUUUCGUGUCCGAGGGAACCUACGAAAGAGAGAGACAGAGGUUGUUCGUGUGCGAAAGUAUGAUACUGGUCGGCCUGGGGUUCGACACACGGGUCGUGCUCCCCUACAGUCUUGCAUUUACAUACAUGCAAGCCCUGGGUGUAUCCGCCACCAAGCUGGCCCAGAGGGUCUUGGAACAUUUGAACGCUGGCCUUCUGUCACCCCAGCUUCUCCACCUCACCCAUCAACCCAAUGCGCUGGCGGUGGGAGCAAUCUAUUUGGCGGCACGAGAGACUGGUGUCAAGCUGGUCGAACAGAAUUGGUGGGAAGUGUUUGAUGUUGACCGGGAGGACCUGGGCUUCCUCGUCCUGUCUUAUGGGAGCAUGGCCAAUUUUGCCCAAGCUGCAAUGGACAAGUGGAAGGACGGGCCUUUGCCACUGGACUGAGCUCACGAUUUCGAUCCUGCCUUCGAACUCCCCCCAGCGCUCUCAAUGCCCCGGUCCACGGUAAACGACACAAUCCAAAGGUGCUCAGCGGCACAACGUUACCGUGAUGUGCUUGUUUCCAGUUUUUAGGAUUGAGGUCUCAGCACCAAUGACUUUCGCCCCAAGCCCUCCCAUACUGAUCUAUCCACAUAGCCUCUAUCCCAAGGUUGGACGCAGUGCCGAAAGCUGCAAGGACUGCACCCUCUUGCCUGCACGUGUCCACCUAGUCGAAGACGCCUGCGCCGACGUCCUGAAACAACUUUGCCACGUUCUCGAACCUCUGAUUUUGCGUCUUCAUCUUCACGCACUCCAUCCACCAAGUCGGGGCUGCUCGGCGGAACUUUUGCAGCUCAAAUAUGAGGAGUUUCUGGAGGUCCCUUGUGCAGCACAAUCGGAUUUGGCGAUCGUAUUCUUCGUGCAGUUCCUCGGGGCUCUUGAACUUCUUCUUAACCAGCCCGUCGACGAUCUCCGAGCCUGCCUUGAUUAUCUCGUUUGCUUCCCGCCGUCCGUGUCUGCGGAAAGAUUGCAUGUGUCGCUGGACGAGCCGUUCUCCAUAUUUGCGAAUGAUGGCCGAGGCCUGGUGCUCGGGCAGAUGCUGGACCUUGGGUGGCAGUUUGUUGCCCUCGCCCUGGUAUUGUGUAUCGUUUGUCCACUUCUCGUUUCUGUCCCUGGGAAUACAAUUCUUCUUCACACAAUCGCCGUCUUCGCUUCCGGGACUGCGUUCUCGCUUGUGCUGAGACAUUGCUGGAACGUGGCCGAGACCAUCCUGUUGCGAAUAAAGAGCCGGCAUCGAUCGUGAGGUAGUCUGGGAGCUCGAGAGAUAUUUGGGCGAGGUGGCGAAAGAUGGGACUGCUGAUUCUGGAUGAGACAAACGGCUGGAGUCUGUCAACUGGGUGCUUGGGUGCAGCAUGCCUGGUGAAGAGCUCAGCCUGGCCACUGGCGAAGUGCUGGCCUUCGCUCCGCUAGGGUACUGCUUUGAUGAAUGACCGGCGGGGUCAGCUUGCUCCACCAGAGGCAAGGGAAGGUCGACUUCUCGCUCAGCAUGUCGGUUGCCGGCAGUCGAGAUCUCAGUCGCCUCACCUCGACCUAGAUUAGAGAAUUGUUCAGUGCCUGCCGUGACUCGCCCAGCUCCUGUGACUUCAUCAACUGCGUGCGCCUUCUCUUGGACUUGACUAUCCGGCCUGGCGCGCCGCAGCCGAAGUUGCAGCCUCUUACGAUCGAGGUCAAGUUGACGCUGCUCGAGUUCAAGCUCUUCGAGCUCAGCGUCGAAAAGCUCCUUGUCGUCCAUUGUUCAAGGUCACCUAUCUGAGGAUUGGCACGCUCAUAGAGCAGUGCGGUCAAGGUGAGGUGAGGUGAAACGGAGUGCGAGCUGUGCCCAGGGCCAAUUGCCAGGCCUUGAGUGUUUGGCAUGAGAUGAGUGGAAGAAGGGAAAAAGUGAGGACCAAAAGUCGAAUAUAUACCCAAGUACAUGAUAUGGGGAGACGACCAAUAUGAGCGCCGAGAACUCGACCAUGUCGUUCUGCUGCAUACCUACCUAGGUCGGUAUGUUGCAUUGCCUCUGUCGAAAGCCUAUCCUGCCACUCUCAUGGCUCGUCACUGUUGAAAACACUGGUUUGAGCAACUCCUUGUAAUUAUCUCUAUGGGAAGACAGCCGCACUAAUGAAAACAAUACCAGAGGAGGUAGACCUCUCAAGAUCG